This is a messenger RNA of Mesocestoides corti, 432 nucleotides long. The record is from the annotation of a GenBank genome assembly. NCBI's taxonomy places the organism in Eukaryota, Metazoa, Platyhelminthes, Cestoda, Cyclophyllidea, Mesocestoididae.
AUGUUUUAUCACAUCCGACUUGAACACGAAAUUCUGUUGCAUCCAAAGUAUUUUGGUCCCAACCUGAUUGAAACCGUCAAGGCCAAAUUAUUUUCUGAUGUUGAGGGCACGUGCUCUGGAAAGUAUGGAUUUGUUGUCGCAGUCACAAACAUUGAUCACAUUGGCGCUGGCAUCCUUCUUCCUGGACGGGGCUUUGUUCAGUACCACAUUGUUUACCGGGCUAUCGUUUUCCGACCAUUUAAAGGGGAAGUUGUUGAUGCUCUUGUCACACAAGUUAACAAAGUCGGUAUAUUUGCGGAAGCUGGGCCUCUGAGCAUAUUUAUCUCAAAAUAUGUAAGUUAUGGCCAUUUUCCAUUACUUCUAGUCCGUCCCAACUGUCUGAUCACUACUUCCAUUAACCAACUAUCUUUGCCAUGCCUUUCGACGCGUUGA